Molecule: messenger RNA, 728 nt
Organism: Colias croceus (clouded yellow)
Lineage: Eukaryota; Metazoa; Arthropoda; Insecta; Lepidoptera; Pieridae
Gene: HHEX
Product: hematopoietically-expressed homeobox protein HHEX
Exons: 3
Coding region: 1-681 (226 amino acids)
Biological process (GO): regulation of transcription by RNA polymerase II; cell differentiation
Molecular function (GO): DNA-binding transcription factor activity, RNA polymerase II-specific; RNA polymerase II cis-regulatory region sequence-specific DNA binding
Source: RefSeq, a predicted model, not a curated record
AUGUGCGCGUGUCGACAGAAAAAAUCAUCGUUUCUUAUAGAUGACAUUCUCGAUGGCGCCGGUCGGAGUGCAAAGACUGUAGAUUAUAAUGUCAACACGAGAUUGGAGGACUUGCAGACGAAAUUCAGCGUUAUUACAGAAGUGCAGAGGGAGUUGGGGACGUCACAAGCGAUGGUGAAUUUGGAGCACAGACGGAACACAUACCCCAUAUAUCCUACGCCGGUAAAGGCGAAUUUCGCGUGGCCGUACAAGUUGAAGAGCUUCGACCAGAGACCAGGGUUGUACAGCGAGCCGGUGUUGAAUUCUGAUCAAAUUCUGCGCAGCCAGCUGUCCAUGAGCAGAUAUGUACCAGCUCCCUAUACUGUACCACAAUACAACUUUGAUAGAGUGCCCUGUUGUAGUCCCUGGUGGGGAGUGGGGGGGCGACGGAAAGGGGGACAAGUGAGAUUCAGCGCGGCACAGACAGGCGCGUUGGAAAGAAGAUUUGGUGCUAGCAAAUAUCUUAGUCCUGAUGAGAGACGAGCUCUCGCGUCUUCCUUGAGAUUAAGUGAUAGACAGGUAAAAACAUGGUUUCAAAAUAGGCGCGCAAAAUGGCGCCGUACAACUUCAGAGUCAGCUGAUCCCGGCAGCCCAGCCAGCGCGGAUGCUUCCGACGACGAUGUACAUAUCUCCGAAUCCUAAUUAUUUAAUUAAUUUUAUUUACGUUAAUAUAUUUCUAGUCCUAUCCA